ACGAGUGUAUCGCAGAUGAUCGCUGAUUUCACGGUGCUGUUCACAUUCGCUGCUUAUGCGGCACCGAGGACGUUCUUUAAUGAUAUGGAAGUGCUAAAGAACACGACGUUGAAUCGCUUCAUGGGUCAGUUGAAUAUCACCGCCUAUGUGGCGUGUAUCUACACGCAUCUGCUGCGUAGCACGUGUCGAUUCAUGGCCAUUUCCCUGCCCAUCAGACAUUCCCGGAUAUUUACCCAGAGGAAUACGAUCGCUGCCCUGUUCUUGGGCUGUGCGUUCACCUACGUGGUGGAUCAGUACGGCUUCAUGUAUUCGGAUACGACGUGCGGUAUGGCCAUCAAACUAGUGAUCGAUUUUGCACAGUACUUGAUCGUGAUCCUAUUCGUAGCGAUACUCGAUGCGAUCACCAUCUUCCGAAUACAUCAGUAUGGUUACGAGUUAAUAUUUCAGGCAGUCUUACAGGAUUCGGCGUUUCUGAUUUUCCUGAUAUUUUAUAUGUUG
Molecule: messenger RNA, 498 nt
Organism: Anisakis simplex (herring worm)
Lineage: Eukaryota; Metazoa; Nematoda; Chromadorea; Rhabditida; Anisakidae
Source: the annotation of a GenBank genome assembly